Molecule: messenger RNA, 4644 nt
Organism: Cryptomeria japonica (Japanese cedar)
Lineage: Eukaryota; Viridiplantae; Streptophyta; Pinopsida; Cupressales; Cupressaceae
Product: kinesin-like protein KIN-14L
Exons: 23
Coding region: 394-4335 (1313 amino acids)
Biological process (GO): microtubule-based movement
Molecular function (GO): microtubule motor activity; ATP binding; microtubule binding
Source: RefSeq, a predicted model, not a curated record
UAGUAGUCCAUCUUUUGCUCCACAUACUCUUUACACUUACAUGUCAGGGACGUGAUUAAAAUGAAUCAUUCCAGCUUACAUCCUUGGUACCGUAGAAGGUGCUGCAUCCUAUAAUUAGGAAUGAUGGUUCUAGACGGGUGGAGUAUGAUUUGUCUAGGGAUAGAAGCCCAAGGAAAGGUGAAGGUGAAUUUUGAAACGUGGUAGAGGGAAAUAGAGUGCAGUAAAAAAGUGGUGGUAGCGGAGGAUACAAACUGCUGUGAGGUCUGGGAUGCGCCAUCAAUUACCCUAAACGAUGGGGCCGGGGCCAUCCUGAGGUUCAACACUACCCUCAUAACAAUCCAAAUACAAGGUGCUUCUUUUCGUGGCAUAACCAAUUCAUUAUCCCCAACCAUCAUGGAUCUCAAGGGUGGGCAAGAUGGCGUGGGGGAUCCCAGAGGCAGGUGGAACUGGCAGGUUGCAGGUUUUGAACCCAGAACCGCACUCGAUCAGUACCACCAGGAAGAGGAGGAUGAGAGGACUCCAAGGUAUUCCACAUCAACUAUGCCUCCUCCACCUCAACUUUUGAGGCACAACCUUUUUGUCAAGGUCCACCAAUUGAAAGAGCAGCUCCUGGCUGCACGUGAAGAUAUGCUUGAAAUAAGACAGGAAGCAAGUGACUUGCAGGAGUACUCAAGUGCAAAACUGGGUCGAGUUACGCGGUAUUUAGGUGUCCUUGCAGAGAAAGCUCGCAAAUUAGAUCGGAUUGCCCUAGAAACAGAGGCCAGAAUUGCCCCAUUGAUCGCAGAAAAGAAGAAGCUAUUCAAUGAUUUGUUAACUGUCAAAGGAACCAUCAGGGUAUUUUGUCGUGUUCGACCUCAAUUUGAGGAUGAGGGUUUGCCAGUAACAGAAUUUCCUGAUGAUUUUACAAUACGUAUAAAUCCUGGUGGUGACCCAGUGACAAGUUCUAAAAAGGAUUUUGAAUUUGACAGAGUUUAUGGACCUCAUGUUGGCCAAGGUGACUUCUUUCAGGAUAUUCAGCCAUUUGUUCAGUCUGCACUUGAUGGGUAUAAUGUCUCUGUAUUUGCUUAUGGUCAAACGGGUGCUGGAAAAACACAUACUAUGGAAGGUUCAAGCCAUGACCGUGGAGUAUAUUUUAGGGCAUUUGAGGAGCUAUAUGAUUUAUCUAAUGCGGACACCACAUCUUCUUCUAAGUUUUACUUCCAUGUCACUGUCUUUGAGUUGCACAACGAGCAGGUCCAUGAUUUGCUUUUGAGCUCUAGUGGAAAUAUCUCAAGAAUACAUAUGGGCAUGGUAGGGUCUUCUAUAGAACUUGUACAAGAAAAAGUUGAAAACCCAACCGAAUUUUCGAAAGUCCUAAAAUUGGUACUACAAAACCGAGGAAUGAACAACCUGAAGACAGCACAACACAAGCAUUCUCAUCUGGUUGUUACAAUUCAUAUACAUUGCUCUAGCAGUCUCACCGGUCAAAGUCAUUAUAGCAAACUUUCGCUAGUAGAUUUGGCUGGAAGUGAGCGCUUGCCUGAGGAAGCUAGUGGGGAACAUCUCACGGAGUUGUUGCAUGUGAAUAAAUCACUCUCUGCGUUGGGGGAUGUUGUGUCUGCUUUGACAGGAAAGAAGGAUCAUGUACCUUAUGGCAACUCAAGGCUCACUCAAAUACUCUCAGAUUCUUUGGGUGGGGAUUCCAAGACUUUAAUCAUUACCAAUGUGAGUCCCAGCUGUGCAGAUAUACGAGAGACAAUAUCAUCUCUUAAUUUUGCUGCAAGAGCACGCAAUGUUGAACUAAGUCUUGGAAAUCGUGAUACGAUAAAGAAAUGGAGAGAUAUGGCAAAUGAUGCACGGAAAGAGAUGUACGAGAAGGAAAUGCAAGUUAGUGAUGCAAGGGAAGAGAUCAUCCGGUUGAAGAAACAACUUAAAGAGGCAGAUAGUCAAUCUCUUCUAUUAUUUAGUGAAGUCCAGAAGGCUUGGAAAGUGGCAUUCGCACUACAGGCAGACCUAAAGACUGAGAGUGUAAUGCUACAAGAGCAGCAGAAAAUUGAAAAAGAACAGAAUGCACAGUUAAGAAAUCAAGUAGCCAGGUUGAUGAAGGUCGAACAAGAACAGAAGAUACACUUGGUAGAGUGUACAAAUGUGAUUCAAACCCUAGAGGCCAAAAUUAAGGAGUUUGAAAGUAAGCUUUCAGAAGUCCAUGCCAUCAAGGGAAUGAAUAAGGGUGACACUGACUCAGGCCAAGGAUCAAUAAAUAUUAGCAGUUCCCAAUCACUGAACACUAGGGAAAAGGAUACAACUACCUUAUCAAUAACCAACAAGCUAGAAGAAGAACUUGCGAAACGGGAUAAGCUUAUUGAGCGCUUGCAUGAGGAAAACGAAAAGCUUUUUGAGCGACUUACUGAGAGAAGUGGAUCGGGAGGCUCACCGAAGGUCGCAAGCAGAGUUUCAAGAGGGUUCGAUAAUCUCCAGUUAGAUGGCUCAGUCAGGAAUGGCAAUUUCUAUUCAAAAUCUCCAGAUCAAGGGUCAUUGAGCACUGGUGGGACUUUAUCUCUUGUGAAAUCUGGCUCUCAAAAGAUGAAGACAACCCCUGCUGGAGAGUAUUUGACUGCUGCUCUGAUGGAUUUCAACCCAGAUCAGUAUGAAAGUUUGGCGACUGUUGCUGAUGGGGCAAAUAAGCUUUUGAUGCUGGUUUUAGCAGCAGUAAUCAAAGCAGGUGCUGCAAGGGAACAUGAAAUGCUUGCAGAAAUUCGGGAUGCUGUUUUUGCUUUUAUCAGCAAGAUGGAGCCUAGAAGAGUGAUGGAUACCAUGCUUGUGUCUCGGGUGCGGAUUUUGUAUAUACGUUCCUUACUGUCAAGGUCACCAGAACUACAGACAAUCAAGGUGCCCCCAGUAGAACGUUUCUUAGAAAAAGCUAGUAUGGGGCGUAGCAGGAAUUCCAGUAGGGGCAGCAGCCCAGGAAGAUCUCCUGGUCGGUACUAUCACAAUUCAAGUUCUGACUUCAAUGACGAUCAUGUACGAACUUUUAAAGUAAAUAUCAAACAAGAGAAGAAGUCAAAAUUUUCAUCAAUUGUCUUGAAGCUCAGAGGUAUUGACCAGGAAACGUGGCAGCAACAUGUAACAGGAGGGAAGCUUAGAGAAGUAACUGAAGAAGGUCGAAAUUUUGCAACAGGAAAUAAAUCUCUUGCUGCUCUUUUUGUCCAUACUCCUGCUGGUGAACUUCAACGUCAGAUUCGAUCCUGGCUUGCAGAGAAUUUUGACUUUCUUUCUGUAACUGGUGGUGAUGGUGUUGGGGGAGUUGCUGGGCAGUUGGAGCUUCUUUCAACUGCUAUUAUGGAUGGUUGGAUGGCUGGACUUGGGACUCCUCAGCAUCCAAGUACUGACUCUUUAGGUCAACUUCUGUCAGAUUACACUAAGAGGGUCUACACAUCUCAAUUACAGCAUUUAAAGGAUAUCGCAGGGACUUUGGCCACAGAAGAAGCAGAUGAUUUGGCCAGUAUAACAAAACUGCGGUCAGCUCUUGAAUCUGUGGAGCAUAAAAGAAGAAAGAUACUGCAACAAGUUCGAACAGAUAUUGCAUUAUUAACAAAAGAGCAAGGGGGGUCACCUGUACGUAACCCUUCAACUGCAGCUGAAGAUGCACGAUUAGCAUCACUUAUAUCCCUUGAAGAUAUUUUGAGACAAGUAGAGGACAUAAAUAAUCAAGCUUCUCAGAAAGCUAUGACUGAAACCAAGAAGAAGGUCCUGUUAGAAGCGUUGGAUGAACUUUCAGGGCGAAUGCCUUUACUUCUUUCAAUUGAUCAUCCUUGUGCGCAAAGACACAUUGCAGAAGCUUGCAAAACAAUCGAGUAUAUUGAAGUAGUAAAUGAGAAUCUUCCAGCACCAGUGCAGUCUACUGAGAAUGAAGUAGUUCAAUGGAGUGUAUUGCAGUUUAACACUGGCUCAACUGCACCUUUUGUAAUUAAGUGUGGUGCAACAUCAAAAUCAGAGCUUCUGGUGAAGGCAAAAGCUAAAAUGCAAGAUGAGACUAGCCACGAAAUUGUUGCCACUGUACCAAAGCCUGCAGUGUUGACAAGUUUGAGCUUAGAAGAGAUGAGACAAAUUCUUUCACAACUUCCGGAGGCCUUAUGCCAGCUUGCCUUGGCAAGAACUGCUGAUGGAACCCGUGCAAGGUAUUCAAGGUUAUACAAAACAUUGGCCAUGAGAGUUCCUUCAAUGAAAAAUUUUGCGAACGACCUCGAGAAAGAUGAAUCAUCUAGAGAUGUACUGAAUCCAAGUACACCAUCAAACAGGUCAGCUCAGCUCCGAAGGAAAAGUGAGAGUGAUAAUAUGUCAGAAGCAACUCGGUGAAAUCAAUUAUUCUUAUGGUAUCAUGUAUUCUAUGAUUAUUGCUACAUGUAUGUAAAGGGCUUUGGGCCCUGUUGUAUAAACAACUGAGGAUUUUGUGCAUUGUAGGAAAAAUGAUGAAUGCCACUGCAAACCAUUGAGAAAUUGAACGAGUUUGUGUUUGUAUUUGCUAGGCAGUAUCACAUUCUUUUGCAGAAUCUGUGGGGUGUUUUUGUUCAAGAAAAUUAUGAUUCCUUUUGAAAUCAUAUUUUAGAUGUGUAAAUGCUAGAAAUGCUUAUGAAGGUAUCAAUAUAAUGCAAUGAUUUCCAUCUC